This is a messenger RNA of Malus domestica (apple), 654 nucleotides long. RefSeq names its product 1-Cys peroxiredoxin. Gene Ontology annotation, biological process: cell redox homeostasis. Gene Ontology annotation, cellular component: cytosol; mitochondrion. The record is from RefSeq and is a predicted model, not a curated record. Lineage: Eukaryota; Viridiplantae; Streptophyta; Magnoliopsida; Rosales; Rosaceae. Gene Ontology annotation, molecular function: antioxidant activity; oxidoreductase activity.
AUGCGAAGAAUACCAUGACUCACCAUUGGAGACACAAUCCCAAACCUUGAAGAUGAAAGCACCCAUGGAAAGAUCAAGCUCUACCACUACUUCGAUGACAACGGGGCCAUCAUUUUCUCUCACCCCAGCGAUUUCACGCCCGUUUGCACGACAGAGCUUAGGAAGAUGGCCAAGUACUCCCGGAAGUUUCAAGAAAAGGGAGUGAAGUUUGUGGGUCUAUCAUGCGACGAUCUGCCUUCGUAUCUUGAGUGGAUUAAGGACAUCAAAGCCUACAACUCCGGGUGCAAGGUGGAUUACCCGAUUUUCGCAUAUCCGAAUUGAGAGAUCAUCGAGCAACUUAACAUGGAUGACUCUUUGGGAAACCAAGUUCCCUCUCGCGUUCUUCAGAUUGGGGGCCUUGAUAAGAAGGUGAAGUUGAGUUUUCUGUACCCGGCUAGCACUGGGCGGAACAUGGAGGAGGUGAUGAGGGUGUUGGAGUCACUGCAGAAGGCGAAUACGCACAAGGUUGCAACCUUGACGAACUGGAAAUGGGGGGAUUCCGUGGUCAUUUUGCCCUUGGUGUCUCAGGACGAGGCCAACAAGAUGUUCCCUCCGAGCUACAAGACCGUGGACCUCCCAUCCAAGAAGAAGUACCUUCGCUUCACAGAUGUUUGA